Gordionus sp. m RMFG-2023 is the source of this 2283-nucleotide messenger RNA. RefSeq names its product katanin p60 ATPase-containing subunit A-like 1. The transcript has 11 exons. Gene Ontology annotation, cellular component: microtubule cytoskeleton. The record is from RefSeq and is a predicted model, not a curated record. Gene Ontology annotation, biological process: microtubule severing. Lineage: Eukaryota; Metazoa; Nematomorpha; Gordioida; Chordodea; Parachordodidae. The coding region runs from base 44 to 1648 and encodes 534 amino acids. Gene Ontology annotation, molecular function: microtubule severing ATPase activity; ATP hydrolysis activity; ATP binding.
CAUUUUAUAGUGGGCAUGGUAUUUUCAAAUUAAUUUUGCCCUUAUGAACUUUAGUGCCAUAUAUGAAACUAUCAAAAAUGCAAGGGAAAAUGCACUGUGCAAUUCUUAUGAAUCUUCUUUAAUAUAUUAUGAAGGCGCCAUUAAUCAAAUAUCCAAAUUGUUUACCCAUAACACAUUAUCAGGAAAUCAAAAACAAAAAUGGGAAGAUAUGAAAGAAUAUCUAAUUAAGGAAUGCCAAUAUGUUCAAGAAAUUCAAAAUGAAUUAAAUAAUUUUACUAUUGGGAAUUUCAGUAAUUUAGAUAAUACAUCUACACAAAUAGUAAAUGAUCCUGAUGUUUGGCCAGCUCCACCUCAAUCAACAUCCAAUAAUAAUACAACUAAUCAAAGACGAACACAAAUUUUGCCUAAAAAGAAAAUUAUAGUAAAUCAAAAAAUUAACAAACCAAUUGUUUCAUCAAAAAAUUUAAAAGUAAAUAUUUCAAAUAAAGUGGAUAAUAAAAGCAAGAAAAAUCCUAAAGAAUCAGCUUCAAAUCUGGCAAAUUUGUAUAAUAGUAUAAACACAAAUUUGCCUAUAGACUCAAAUUUGACUUCUAUCUCAGGCAGUACUAAUCAUAUAUUAGAGAGAAAAUUUGAGUGCUUUGGUUAUGAUACUGAUUUAGUGGAUAUGAUUACUAGGGAUUUAGUUUCAAAAAACCCAAAUGUCAAAUGGGGAGAUAUAGCAGGAUUGGAAGAAGCCAAACGUUUAUUAGAAGAAGCUGUAGUUUUACCCUUGUGGAUGCCUGGGUUUUUUACUGGUAUACGUAGGCCAUGGAAAGGUGUCCUCAUGGUAGGUCCUCCAGGCACCGGCAAAACAUUGUUAGCAAAGGCAGUGGCCACUGAAUGUGGAACUACCUUCUUUUCCAUCUCUUCCUCCACUCUCACCUCUAAGUAUAGAGGCGAUUCCGAAAAAUUAGUCAGAUUACUCUUCGAAAUGGCAAGAUUUUACGCGCCAUCUACAAUUUUCAUUGACGAAAUUGAUUCGGUUUGUUCCAGAAGGGGAACUGAUACCGAACACGAAGCUAGCAGAAGGGUAAAAUCCGAGAUACUCGUUCAAAUGGAUGGUUUAUCCGUUCCAUCAGACACAUCUGAUACAACUUCCUCUUCGUCUACAGUUGAAAAAUUGUCUCCAAACGAUAACACCCUGACAUCCAACACUAUUGACACAGCAAACGAAAAUCCCAAAUUAGUAAUGGUUUUAGCCGCCACCAAUUUCCCUUGGGAUCUCGAUGAAGCUCUCAGAAGAAGGCUAGAAAAAAGAAUUUAUAUUCCUCUACCUGAUGAGCCAGCUAGGGAAGAAUUGCUCAAGAUAAAUCUCAAAGAAGUGGAACUAGCUGAAGACGUAGACUUAUCUCGUAUCGCCAAAAAGCUUGAGGGGUAUUCUGGCUCUGAUAUAACUAACGUUUGUAGGGAUGCCUCCAUGAUGUCGAUGAGACGAGCUAUAGCUGGUCUAUCACCGGAUGAGAUAAAAAGUUUGGAUAAAGAGCAACUCUCCAACAUGCCUACUUCAAUGAACGACUUCGAAUUAGCUAUUCGCAAGGUUUCUAGAUCUGUCUCGCGCGCUGAUCUCAAAAAAUACGAGGACUGGAUGAAGGAAUUCGGAUCAAUUUAGAUUCUCCAUCCUCUAAUCUUUCAACAUCUCCACUUUCCCCUAUCCUUGUAUUUCUUCCCCUUCUUUCCCUCAUGUCAUCCUUUUCACUCCUAUUCUCAUAUUUAUUCCUGUUUAAAUAUCAGUAAAUCACGAGCUUUUAUUAGAAAUUAUAAUUAUAUCAAUAUUAUUUAGUCGAGGGAAAGGGGGGGGGGGGUGAUAUCGCUUAUUAAAUUUUUUUCAAAUAUCAAUAUUACCUUUUAAAUAUUAUGAAUUAGUAAUUAUAUAUUCUACAAGUUUAAAGAUCGGUCUCUUGUAAGGUCAGCCUGGAGAUACUGGAAAUGAUGGUUCAAAAAUUUAGAUCAAAACAUAAAUAUUUUUCCAAAAAUACAUACCAAAUUUUUACCAUUUAUUCAAAUAUUUUUUUUUUCCGUUAAAAAAAUAUAUAUCUCAUCCAUUUUUUUUAUUCUAUUACUAAUUUUUUUAUACUAGUAAAGUAGCAUAAUUUUUUUUUAAAAUUAAAUUAAUAUUUUAUGGGGACAAGUUUUUUUUAAAUUCGAGUCUCAAGAUAUCUUAUCAUUUGCAAUUGUAAUUCAGUUUUAAAAAAUAAUAUUGGCAAUUUUUUUUACUAACUAUGCAUUUAAUACAAAUUGCUCGAU